CAUUUUUUUCUUUCUUUAUUGAAUCACAUAAAACGAGUGAUAUAAAUGAACCAACAAAACCCAAAUAUUAUCAAUGUCACUCAACCAAAUCAACAACAGCAACAACCAAAUCAACAGCAGCAGCAACAACCACAAAUGCUGCAACCACAACAGGGCCUCAACUUGAGUCUGCCAAAUGAUACUUCAAAUGCGAACUGGCGUGAAGAAUUAAGCGUACAUGAUAGAGCUCGUUUUGUUGCACAACUGGGGAACGCCUUGAAACACCUAUCUCCUAACACAGCAGAUACAGACAUUUUUGCAGCAGCAAAGAAUUAUGAACUUAGUCUUUACACAAGAUGUACAAGCAAGAAUCAAUAUAUCAUGGCAUAUGCUAAAAAAUUUCAUCAAAUCAAGUUUCAACUACAAAAUCAAACUGGCGCAAAUAACAGUGCUGCAGCCACCUCCAUGAUAAAUGAUAACCAACUUUUAAAUAUGAACCCACUCACUGUUCAACAAAUGUCCCCAUUGUUACAGCAGCAACAGCCACAAUCACAAAGUGUAUCCCCUCAAGUUCAACCAGCUGUGCAACCACAGAUACAAAAACCUUCUCCUUUAAGUCAACAGCAACAGCUUCCUCCACAGCAACAACAACAAGCAAACAUAAACAAUCAAAAUCAACUUCGAGCAAAUAUGUUCCAACAAGGUAUGCUUCAAGCAAGGCCGCCUGCACAACAACAAACACCACCUCAACAAAAUCAACAGCAGCAGCAACAGCAACAGCAACAGCCGCAACAACAGCCGGGUCAGCAGAAUAUACCGCAGCAAUUAAACGCGCAGCAAGCACAAAUGUUAGCCCUCCAGAGAACGGCUGCUCAAGCAAUGGCGGCUGCUGCUGGAACUAAUCCAAGUAAUAAUAAUAAUAAUAACAUGAUAAACAAUGUGGCCAACAUGAAUACCACUGCUCAACAACAAAUUCCUGUUAAUAUGCUUCAACAACUAAAUAUGGCAAAUGCGAAUCAAGCUGCCAUGACCAUGUCGCCAAGACAAUUCCAAGCAUAUCUUACACGUCAAAUCGCACUUCAACAACAGCAACAACAGCAAAGUGGACAAAGUACGCCACAAAUGACAUCUCAGCAGCAACAAGGUACACCACAGUUUAAUAAUGCAAAUAUUGAUCCAACAAGCAUUAUCAAUUUAAAUAUGGCACAAAAUUUCCGAACGCCAGCUUCGGGUAUUAAUACAACAACUACACCAAUGCAACCUAAUAAUUUUCAAAAUACGCCAAACCAUCAAGUACAGAACCUGAUAGGACAACAGCAUUUGACUCCAGAGCUUUUGAUGCAGCACCUUCAACAACAGCAACAACACAACAACAGCAACAACAGGCACAGUCGCAAUCUCAAGCUCAGGCCCAGGUUCUAGCGCAAGCCCAGGCUCAGCAACAGGCACAAGCAAAGGCUCAGGCAUUAGCGCAAGCUCAGGCUCAGGCUCAGGCCCAGGCUCAGGCUCAGGCUCAGGCUCAGCAACAAUCACAGCAGCAAGCCAAGCCUCCUCAGCAGCCCUCAC
This is a messenger RNA of Rhizopus microsporus ATCC 52813, 1545 nucleotides long. RefSeq lists its product as uncharacterized. Bases 46 to 1401 code for a protein of 451 amino acids. The transcript is spliced from 5 exons. The record is from RefSeq and is a predicted model, not a curated record. Gene Ontology annotation, biological process: regulation of DNA-templated transcription. Gene Ontology annotation, molecular function: transcription coregulator activity. Lineage: Eukaryota; Fungi; Mucoromycota; Mucoromycetes; Mucorales; Rhizopodaceae.